Scylla paramamosain (green mud crab) is the source of this 2902-nucleotide messenger RNA. RefSeq lists its product as uncharacterized. The transcript is spliced from 15 exons. The record is from RefSeq and is a predicted model, not a curated record. The coding region runs from base 431 to 1468 and encodes 345 amino acids. Lineage: Eukaryota; Metazoa; Arthropoda; Malacostraca; Decapoda; Portunidae.
ACACACACACACACACACACACACACACACACACACACACACACACACACACACACACACACACACACACACACACACACACACACACACACACACACAGACACUCUCACUCUCACUCUCUCUCUCUCUCUCUCUCUCUCUCUCUCUCUCUCUCUCUCUCUCUCUCUCUCUCUCUCUCUCUCUCUCUCUCUCUCUCUCUCUCUCUCUCUCUCUCUCUCUCUCUCUCUCUCUCUCUCUCUCUCUCUCUCUCUCUCUCUCUCUCUGCCCCUCUCCCUCCCUCCUUCCCUCUCCGUCGGACUCGGUCAGUCAGUACCACUCGGUCACUGAGGGAAGAAGCACCGCCGCCGCUUCACCUCACGAUUCUAUCUUCCUUCCCCGCUUCACUUGGAUGGGGGGCGCGUGAUCACCCGGGGAGACGCACUGGUGGAGGAUGGACCCCGGGGCGCCUUGGAAGACCGGGAAGAAAGAGCAGCAAGUGUGGGUGGAGGAGGAGGAAGGAGGAGGCGUGUCUGGCGUGGAGAGAUUGAGAGGUUAUUAUGAUGAAGCAAGGAGUAAGCUGAAGAGUUAUCUGGGUAGGGAAGACGCAAUGGGGAGUGGCAGCAGCACCCCACGACCGCAGGGGGGUGUGGGCGUGGUGGAGGGCGGUGUGGGCGGGACAGUCUUCCAGCAACGCCCCGCCCACUGCCGCCUGGAAGGAAGGACGGAUGUAGAAAGCGGAGAGGAAUUCACUGAUAUAUCUUACUCUGAUCUUGGCUUCAUUAUAACUCCAAAUGUUGGCUACAUGGACCACCAGGAUUGUGACCCAGUAAGCAGCGCGGUGGAGUCUGGGAACACAACUUAUUCUUCCACCAUCCCCUCACCCUGCUCCACCUCCUCCCCCUCCACCACCAGCCACCCUUCCCUGCAGCAUCGGGCCAGCUCCAGCAGCUUCGCCCUGACGCAACACAUCUCGGGGGCGCACUCACCCUCUUGCCCCUCGCCCAAGAACCUUGAUGAUCUGAAGGUAAGAAUGGGGGAGCGAGGACAGGUGUUCCGUGAGACGUGGCUGAACAGGUGCUACAAGAGCUUAGUGACAUCAAAUCCAUCAUGUUUGCAACUGCUGGAGGAGGUGAGUGCUGCUCUGAGUCGGUACGUGACGGAGCCCCAGGAGUCAGAGCUCAGGCAACAGGCGCUCUUCCUCCUGCUGGGGCCAGAGUACACAGCCAAACACUUCCCCUACCAUAGAUACAACGUGAGGGCGCUGGAGCCGCCCCUUAACCCACAGCGUAAGGAGAGUUACAUGAAGGAGGCGCGCGUGUUCCUCGACAGGUGUUUCAGCCGCGCCUUGAACGACCUGAGUUAUCCCAAGGACGCCUCACGCUACUCCCGGAGACACGCCCCUGGGGAGGUUCGUGGGAGAAGUGAGAGCAGCUUACCGGGAGAGCGUGAACCAGCAGGCAGCGGUGAGAGCGUUCGAGGAGGAGGAUGAGAAGAGGAGACAGAUGGAGAGAAGGAAGAAGAAUCGGGAAGAAGAGGAAGACGAGGACGAGGAGGAGGAGGAGGAGGAGGAGGAGAGUGUACAAGUUGCUGUGAAUUUGUCUGAGGUUCCAAGUGAAGCGAUUGUGAGCCUUGUAAGCAGCGACACAGGAGCGAGGGAGAGGCUGAGGAAGAGACUAAAGGAGAACUAUGUUGCUCUCCCUCCCUCUCUCCGCCUCUUUCUGUGGUGGGAGGUGCUAGGGGAGAGGGAGGAGGGAGUGAGAGGAGAGGGACAGGUGAGGGAGAGGCUGCUGUCAAUUCUGGAGAGGGAGAUGAAGAGACAGCGAUUGAGAAGAGCGAUUGAGAGCAAGGAAUGGAGAGUGAUAGACGAAGCUGUGAUAGAGGUAUAUGACACCACGCCCUUGCUCGCGCCCUUGGAAUCAGACAGCCACCUCCUUCAGACAGCUCGUGCCCUCAACAUCAUAACUGUUCUUAGCGGAAAAUUCUCGUCUUCCUUUGUGUUCUCCCUUGUUCCCUUACAGCUCCUCCUUCGUCGGCAGGAAGAGGAAGAAGACGAGGCCGUGGUGAUGCGUGUGGCCAGUUGGGGUUACCUGUUGUGUCGCCACUGUCUACUAGAGAUACAGGAGGUGUUUGGCGUGGCGGAGGAGGUGGUGAGGGUGGUGGGGAUGGAGGAUCCUGCCUUUCUAUCACACCUGCGCUCUUGUCUUGCCGCCCAAAGCCCCAAUUUGAAGGUGCAGGUCUUUCCGCCGGAGCUGCUGACGAGGAACGCCGAGGCUUCACGCAGGCUUCACGCCCAGCUGGCAGGCAGAGGCGCCCGCUCCCUCCCGCCCGUUCCCGAGGGAGUGUUUAGCGAGCCAAGCCUGUUUGUGAGAAAGUGGAUAUCUCAGGUGUUUGUGGGUGUGGUGGAGGUGCGGGCGGCCCUGUGGGUGUGGGACCAGCUGUUCUUGGAUACCUGGAGGCGUGGCACUGUUAAGCUUCUGGCACUGUCCCUCCUCGCUGUUAUAAGACCGUGGGUGAUGAGGGCGUCUGCUGAUGAUAUAAUGAAGGUGCUGCUUGAGGAGCCGGGGCGAGUGUACCUGGGCGACCUGCGGCGGGCGUUUGCACACCUGGCGGGCGGCGGGCGGCUUCGCGACACGCCCACGGGAAGUUACAUGGGCGACGAGGGCAUGGGUGGUGUGCCCUCUAUACAGGUAGUUGACACGAGUGACAGCUUAUCAAGGCCUGACAGGUUCUAGUCACUCACCUGUUCCCUGCCUUACCUGUCUUAUUACUACCAGGUAAGCGGCGGCCUUCCAUCCCUCUCCAUCUUACCUCUAUGAACCUUAUCGUAUCAGUUAUUCCUAGUAGUCGUAGUAGUAGUAGUAGUAGUAGUAGUAGUAGUAGUAGUGUAGUAGUAGUGGUAGUAGUAGUAGUAGUAGUGUAGUAG